Messenger RNA from Anopheles merus, 1525 nucleotides. RefSeq names its product protein arginine methyltransferase NDUFAF7 homolog, mitochondrial. Gene Ontology annotation, biological process: mitochondrial respiratory chain complex I assembly. Bases 59 to 1462 code for a protein of 467 amino acids. Gene Ontology annotation, cellular component: mitochondrion. Gene Ontology annotation, molecular function: protein-arginine omega-N symmetric methyltransferase activity. The record is from RefSeq and is a predicted model, not a curated record. NCBI's taxonomy places the organism in Eukaryota, Metazoa, Arthropoda, Insecta, Diptera, Culicidae. The transcript is spliced from 4 exons.
GCCUGCUGCAAAUGUCAUAACAAACGUACUCGUGUAAACAAGUGAAACCGCGCAAGAGAUGAAUUCUUUUCAUCGCCGUUCAAAAACACUUUUGCAAACCUUGCUAAACGCAAAUAUUGCUGGCAGCAGCCCGAGUCGUGUAUUUACUCGAUCACAAUGCUACAAAGCUGUUAACAGACGUGCAAUAACGGAGCUAAAAAAUCUGCGGCGUGAUCCACCGAAGGAACCAGCCGGCACUUCCGACCGAAGAACAUUGGCCGAAGCAUUGCACGGCCGGAUACGAGCUACCGGGCCAAUGACGGUGGCCACUUAUAUGCGAGAAGUUUUGCUAAACCCAGCGGCUGGAUACUACAGUACAAAGGAGAAUGUGUUUGGCACAACUGGAGAUUUCAUCACCGCGCCGGAAAUUGGACAAAUUUUCGGUGAGCUGGUAGCCAUUUGGUGUAUAAAUGAGUUGCAAAAAUUUAACUAUGAUGGCCAUAUACAGCUCAUCGAGCUAGGACCUGGCAAGGGAACGCUGAUGCACGAUGUGCUGCGCGUAUUCGAACGAUUCGGGCUGUCGAGAGAUCGAGUCAGUGUGCAUCUGGUGGAAAUGAGCUCCAAUUUGCAGCGCCUUCAGGCCGACAAGCUUUGCAACGGGAUGGCCCACCGUACACCGGCGGACCAAAGUGAACCUCACGUACAGGAAGGCACUGCCAGCUCCGGUAUCAAUAUUCGAUGGUACACAGAUGUCGUGGAAGUGCCGAAGGGAUUUUCCAUCAUCCUGGCAAACGAGUUUUUCGAUGCGCUGCCAGUGCACGUGUUCUGUAAGGAAGCGAGCGAAGGCGGUGCUUCGUGGAAGGAAAUGUUGGUUGAUAUUAAUCCAGAGCAAAAGGAACCGAGCUUUCGCUUCAUACAAUCGAACAGGGCAACUCCGUACUCAGUAGUGUUUGGGAAGCGAUUCGAUGGUAAGCAGUCACUUUUGAGGGAUCGAAAUCGAGUCGAGGUCUCGUUUGAGACGGAACAGAUCGCACAGGACAUGGCGAGACGCAUUGACGGGCAUGGGGGAUUCGGGCUAAUAAUCGACUAUGGCCAUGAAGGUGACAAAACGGAUACACUGAGGUCGUUUAAAAAUCACCAACUGCACGAUCCGCUACAAGAUCCUGGAAGUGCCGACUUGACGGUUGAUGUCGAUUUCGGAUUCUUGAAGCAUUUUCUUGAACAAGACGACAAAGCCACAACACUGGGGCCAGUUAGCCAGGGGACAUUUUUGGAAGCGAUGGAAGGUUCCGCUCGAUUAAAGAGUCUGCUAAGUGCAGCAAAGGACGAGAAGUAUCGGAAAAUGCUGUCGGACGGUUACGACGAGCUUACCAAUCCAUCCAAAAUGGGAGAGCGUUUCAAGCUGUUAUCCGUCUUUCCGUCAACGUUGAAAGAGUUUCUGAAGACUUCAAACAAAGUAGUGGGAUUUGAUUGUAAAAAAUAAAACUGUUUCGUCGCUCCGUAUCCUGGUCGGGUUGAACAACAAAUAAACAAACAAAAAAGCAUU